AUGCCUCCUGAUCUAACGAGGUCGACUUUGGGUGAUAGCAAAGUCGAUCUGGGAGGUGCGGCCGCGUGGGUGAGAAACACAGACCGCCAUCAAAUCGAUUCGACUCCUGUUCCUGCUAAUGUACAUUCUUCCACCUCCACCAAUCCCGUUCCUGCCGCCGCCAAUGCCACGCCCAUCAAGAUCGUCUCUUCCAUCCAAGCGGAUGCCUACCCGCCUUCGCCCCCUGCUUCCUACGAGGCUGAGCCCCAAGCUGUCAAGCUGUCGCACGAGUUCAACAAGCUCCCGUUCACACCGCCCUCGUCGACCGAGUCAUCGUCCGACUCGGACUCUGCCAACUCGUACUUUUCGAGCUCAUCUCGCUCAGUACGCCAGUCAAGCUCGCUCACCGGAGAGCCUGGCGAGGCCNAUCAGCUCAUCAGCAAAGUCAGACCCGACCUGCUCGCCCAAUCCAGAGCACUCUUCGCUCUCCGACCCGAGUGGGAAGCUUCGCUCUAUGCGCCUUCAGCAACCAGCGAGGCCGGCGAGCGCACGCUCUACUGUCGCGCUAACCGUUCGGGCCUCGUCGAAUCGCGCGAGAACCUNGUCGAUCUGCUCGAGCAGGCUGACGAGAUCUGGAAUUGCUCCGCUCUCGUCAUCUGUCUCAAGAAGACCGACCNAGAUCUCGAGCAUGCUCUCCAUUCGCUCAUGUAUGUCGGCGGCAGCAUUCUCGCGCCACACGCCAGACAGAGCGAGGAAUACAUCCUCGUCGGUCUCGACUUGUAG
Molecule: messenger RNA, 762 nt
Organism: Mixia osmundae IAM 14324
Lineage: Eukaryota; Fungi; Basidiomycota; Mixiomycetes; Mixiales; Mixiaceae
Exons: 1
Coding region: 1-762 (253 amino acids)
Biological process (GO): positive regulation of protein catabolic process
Cellular component (GO): cytoplasm; nucleus
Molecular function (GO): ornithine decarboxylase inhibitor activity
Source: RefSeq, a predicted model, not a curated record